AUGUCGAUCGACCGGCUCCUGACGACGGUGCUGCAGCUGUACCAAGACGUGCACGACGAUGCGCGCACCGAGCAGCUCUUUGGCUCGACGGCAGCUCUCCUUACGAACCUGUCGAACCCGCUGAACGUCUCGCUGCUCACCUCCCAGCUUCUCAUCGCGCCGGCAAUAUGGGGCCGUCGCGACGGCAUGCGCACCUGCUACCGCAUCAUUAGCAUCUUCAACACGGCCGCAAUCCACGUGCGCCGCAACGAGAUCGAGAAUGUGAAGAACAAGGCGUCAUCGCACCAACGAAUUGGUGGCGGACUGGGCAGCGAUGCAUGGGCCACCGCGGUCCUCAAGGGUGCCGAUGACUACUCGGGCCGCUGGCAGCAUCUGCUCGUCUUCAGCGGCGUCCUGAUGGGCAUGGAGGCCGGCCACCGCCGCUCGCUCAGCACCAGCAUGCGCAAGACGGUCGAACGAGCCGUCGUCACGGCAGCGAACCUCGCCCUCCAGUCCAGGGACCUUGCACCGCCCGCCCCGGCCGGCCCCGUGGCCCUGGCUCUCAACUACGCCUUCCCGCUCCUGUCCAAAUCCUCGCACGCCGGCCUGGACUGCGACGCACUCGUUCCCGUUGCAAUCAGGGCAAUGCUUGGAGGAGAUGGGCUGCAGGACGGGCUGUUCCUCGCUACCAUCGAUCAGGACGUACGGCAGUCAGAGCAUAAGUUCAUGUGGGCCGAAAACGCGCCGUCGUACCUACAUCUCCGGCAGCUCGAGCAGAGGCCGCUGAUGUAUGGCCUGGGCCCUCUGUCGAGGCUGUUGGCCCAUGCCGUGCAGAAUGCCCGGGAUUUCCGGGCGGUGCUGCAACUUCAGGACGACCUGGUGGCCUUUACGGCAAGGCUGCUCCAGCACUGGCGGGCGAACAAGCUUUCUGAGCUGGAUAGUUCGGAAGAGGACCUCUUCCUCACGCCUGAUACGCUCACCACCACGUGGCCUGCGCUCUGGAAUUUCCUCAAGAAAGUCAUGUACGCUGUCGUGGCCGUGCUCCAUGCUGUCGUCGCCCGCAGCCUCCUCGACCGGCAGCUCCGGAACCACACCACCGCGUCCGUCGUUGCUACCAAGACCCUCCACACCCUCCGCAACCUCUACUUCAUCUCCUCCCGUAACGGUAACGACGCUUUUCAAGUCUACGCCUUCACCUACCUCACCUCUCUCGACACCCUCUCCCGCUACGGCCCCGCCUCCGCCGCCUUCCUGCACUCCAUAAAACCCCCCUGCCCGUCCGUCUCCAUCCACCCCCUCGAUCGCACUCUGGACCUCUUCUACCUCAACACGGCCGAACACCUGCCGCUCAACCUCUCCGCAGCAGACUGUGACGCCCUCAUCAUCCAGCACGCAACACCGUACCUCAGCCCAGACCUACCCUCCUCCCCCUCUCCCUCUUCUUCCACCUUGUCAAUCCCAUCCCCAUCCCCUAUAGUAAGACACCUGCUCGAAGCAGCCCACAGCGCGAUCCUCUCGGUGCUCUCCUGCCCGCCGCAGCACAACACCAACCACCGCCACCCGUCAUUCACCACCACCGCCUCCGACAUCGUCCCUUUCUACGCCGACACCCUGCUGGCCUCGUUCCCGGCGCGCAUCUCGCCGCGUCAGUUCCGUCUCGCCUUCAAGACCAUCGUAAAAAUCGUGUCACAACCGCCGCCGUCGCCGUACUACGGGUACGAGCCAGCGGCGGCGGCCGGUUACGGGUUCGGGUUUGAGCUAGGCGAGGUGUUGAUGGAGAUGGUCCGGGGGAGGGUACCACUGGCGGGGACGGAUUUACUACCACAGCCACUAGAGGAGGUUGGGAGCGGUGGGACGCGGGGAGGGGAACAGCAGGAGUUGGUGUGUUCGGAGCAGAGCGUGCUUGUGCUGGCCCUGAUUGACGCGCUGCCGGUUGUGGAGGCGGGGGUCUUUGAGGAGUGGUUGGGCCUUGUGGCGGAGGCGGUGAAUCUCGUGCGGGGCGAGAGGCUGAGGGAUGGAGUGAGGAGGCGGUUCUGGGAGGUGUUGGUCAGCGGGGAGAUGGAUGUCGAGAGGGCGGCUGUUGCGGUCGCCUGGUGGGGGACGAAGGGGGGCAGGGAGAUGGUUCUGUUUGGGAGAGGGCCGGUGGUGACGAUUCCGCCGCCGCCGCCGCCGCCGCCACCCGCGCAGGGCGAGGAGUAUAUGAUGAGUGGAGCGCUUGUGCAGGGCAGGGGGGAAAGUAAAUUGUGA
Molecule: messenger RNA, 2226 nt
Organism: Parathielavia appendiculata
Lineage: Eukaryota; Fungi; Ascomycota; Sordariomycetes; Sordariales; Chaetomiaceae
Exons: 1
Coding region: 1-2226 (741 amino acids)
Source: RefSeq, a predicted model, not a curated record